AUUUGCUUCGUGUGUGAAAUCCAUUUGUCGUGUUACAAGUGCGUCUAUUACUAUUAUUAUAGAGUGUGUUUCGAGUGAACUUAUUUAUUAGAAUUUGUAGAAUUUAGAAUUUUUGGAUUAUUGAAUUAUUGAAUUACUCGAAAUUUUCUCAAUUUUCCGUUUCAUUUUCUUUCAAUUCAGAGUGUUUAAUUUUCCGUGCAAUAUUGUUGGAUUGGUAUAAAAUGUGACGGGCAGGGAAAACGAAUUUUUCAUAAUUAAGGUUUUAAAAUGAGUUCUCGUAAAAGAACGUCGACUAAUUCUAGAAAUAGAUUUUCGGUUGUUGAAAAAUCGGAUAAUGUGCUUUUUAGAGGUUUUUUGAAAUAUUUUCAACCUUGUGUGGGCGAUUAUAUUAGACAUCCUGUUGUUUACGAACUUUCACACAAAUAUGGAGUGGCAGGUAGUGACCAAGUGCCCUUACCAGCUCGUCUUGACGAACUUCGGGAGCAUAUUCGUCGAGAAAUACGAAAGGAACUAAAAAUAAAAGCCGGUGCAGAGAAACUGCGGGAGGUGGCGACUGAUCGUAAAGCUCUCUCUGAUGUUGCUAUGAUUGUGAAAAAGGCAAAUACGAAGCUCAGUGAGCUUCAAGCAGAACUACAGCAGCUUGAAAGUCAAAUUAUAUUGACUCAGGGACAACCACAGUCUCCUCAACAAAAUCACUCCAACGGGCAAGAUACUCCAAUGUCUCCGACUGGUCCAGCGUCACCAAGUCAAGAAGGUCUUUUUACUGACCUUCGACUUCUCUCAUUAGAAAAGCAGCUUAAUAUUGAAACGAAGGUGAAGCAAGGUGCGGAGAAUAUGAUACAAAGCUUGACCAGUGGACAUAGAGAUAAAAAAUUAUUACAAGAGGCACAGCAAAUGUUGGACGAUUCUCGGGCAAAAAUUGAAUUUUUACGCAUGCGAAUAAUGAAGUUAAAUCAAGCGCGAGAACAACAGCAUGCCAGAGGUGAUGUACCUCCACCAAAUGGUGAAACUACGAGCAACAAAGAUAGGUAUGAGCCAAGUUUGGAGCUUGCCUUGGAAGAGAGGGUAGAGGAGCUUCGGCAUCGAUUACGGAUUGAGGCUGCCGUUGUAGAGGGAGCAAAGAAUGUGAUUCGUCUUCUUCAAAGUGCCAAAGUUGCCGAUAAGAAGGCCUUGGCCGAGGCUCAAGCAAGUUUGUCAGAGUCGAGUCGAAAAUUGGACCUACUGAGACUUUCGUUGGAACUCAGAAGGCAGGAGUUGCCAACCGACAGUGCCACGGCGGUGCAGCUUAAACGUGAAUUAGCUAGUGUGCAGUCAGCGAGUCCAAUUCCAGUUACUUAUACAUCGUUACAACCUUUCCGUGGACCACUAGAAGGAAGAGCGACAGUACCAGCAUCUGUCUCAAGAUGUGCCGCUGUCACUGGGCAGCUAGAGGUAAGACUAAUGGGAUGUCAGGAUUUAGCAGAGGAAGUUCCUGGACGAACAAGAAGAGAACAUCCGGCCAGUCCUGAUUUACGCAGCUUUGUUAAAGGUGUUACUGGUCGAAGUUCGAGCAAAUCUUACAGCGUUAAAGACGAGACAAGUAACGAUAUUAUGGCAGUUAUUAAAUUAGAUAAUCAAACGGUAGCACAAACUAGUUGGCGGCCUUGUUCUCAGCAGGCAUGGGACCAAAGGUUUUCCAUCGAACUAGACAAAUCUAGAGAAUUGGAAAUCGGUAUUUAUUGGAAAGAUUGGAGAUCUCUUUGUGCAGUGAAAUUCUUGCGUUUAGAAGAAUUUAUCGACGACGUUCGACAUGGAAUGGCGUUACAAUUAGAACCCCAAGGUUUACUCUUUGCUGAGAUUAAAUUUUUAAAUCCCAUGAUAUCGAGGAAGCCAAAAUUACAGCGUCAGAGAAAGAUUUUCAAGCAGCAAGUGAAAAAUUUCCCACGAGCGAAUCAAAUGAAUAUCAAUGUUGCCACUUGGGGAAGACUUUUAAAACGUUCUGCUCCUUCACUUCACAGUACAAGGAGUUCUGAAAGUCCGCCUUCAAGUGUACAAUGUUCGCAACCGACACAAAUUGCCUUUGACUCUUCUGUGGAGGACAAAUCUGAAACUCCAGGAGAAUUGCCAGAUCCUGAGAAGGGAGGAUUAGGUGGUGCACGACCCUUGGGAAUGAAUAUAGCAAACGAAAUUCCUGUGCUGCCAAGUCCUCCUGAACAUCCACCUCCUCCUCCCCCACCAUCUUUGAUAAAGAAACCUUCGAUGCCAGCACCUCCUCCACCUCCAAAACUAGAUCAAGAGUUGCAGAGUGCGUUAAGGGAGUUUGAUUUCCUGCACAUCGAAGAGAAGGGCGGGCAUCAGGGGGCAAGCUUGAGGCCCCUUGUGACCGAGCCCCGACCUGUGCUGAUUGCACCACCCUCUCCACGCACCCCCUCGCCCCAACCUGUCGUCGAGUUUCCCGAAGACGAGGUCAUUUAUGAGAUGCCAGUUAGAACUUUGCAAUCACGAAGACAAUCGCAACUUACUGGUAUGACAUUGGAUAACUUUAGAUUACUUUCCGUUCUUGGACGUGGACAUUUUGGCAAAGUAAUUCUCUCGCAAUAUAAAAAUACUGGAGAGUAUUUUGCAAUUAAAGCUUUAAAAAAAGGAGACAUCAUUGUAAGAGAUGAAGUUGAGUCUCUUCUUUCGGAAAAGAGAAUAUUUGAAGUGGCCAAUACCACACGACAUCCGUUCCUAGUGAACUUAUUUGCGUGUUUCCAAACUGAAGCACACGUUUGUUUUGUGAUGGAAUACGCAGCUGGUGGAGAUCUUAUGAUGCACAUUCAUGCGGAUGUUUUUGGAGAGCCACGCGCAGUCUUUUAUUCUGCGUGUGUUGUAUUAGGCUUGCAAUAUUUACACGAAAGUCGAAUCAUUUAUAGAGACUUAAAAUUGGAUAAUUUACUCUUGGACACGGAGGGUUAUGUGAAAAUCGCGGACUUUGGAUUAUGUAAAGAGGGAAUGGGCUUUGGAGAUCGAACAGGAACUUUUUGCGGUACUCCCGAGUUCUUGGCACCUGAAGUUCUGACCGAAACUUCAUACACACGCGCUGUAGAUUGGUGGGGUCUUGGAGUUUUAAUAUUUGAGAUGCUUGCCGGAGAGUCUCCUUUCCCUGGUGAUGAUGAGGAGGAAGUUUUUGAUUCCAUUGUAAAUGAUGAAGUUCGUUAUCCUCGAUUCCUAUCACUUGAAGCAAUUGCCAUAAUGAGAAGACUACUUAGAAAAAAUCCUGAUCGAAGAUUAGGAAGUAGUGAAAGAGAUGCAGAAGAUGUCAAAAAACAAGCGUUCUUCAGACACAUAGCUUGGGAUGAUUUGCUUUUAAGACGUGUUAAACCUCCAUUCGUUCCUGUUAUUCAUUCUGUUGAGGAUGUAAGCAAUUUCGAUGAAGAAUUCACAUCUGAAAAGCCUCAUCUAACGCCACCGAAGGAUCCAAGACCGCUCAGUGAUAUGGAGCAAGGAUUAUUUAGAGACUUCACGUACAUGGCUGACUGGUGCUAACAAAUUAGAUAACAAAUUAACAACAAACUUUGCGAAAAUUGAAGGUAUUGAACAGUUUCUAUAAAAAAAAAAAAUCUCACGCCGAUAACAAUAAUCAAUAAGAUAUACAAAAUUUUACCAGUCCUUUCGACAUUGAAACGCACCGCCACCAGAGUUGGUCCAAUUAAGUUACACGCAUAAAGUAAUUAUUGUUUUCAUCACUGGUGAUAUCAGUUUGCAGCUUUUCUUUAACGAAUUUAAAAAAAAAAUUUUAAUAUAGAUAUCUUAAUAUUAAGAAAGAUUCGAAAAUUCUAAAACGAAAACAAAAAUUGUGCAUCAUUACGAAGCAUAUCGUAAAUUUUAUUAGCUAUUUUUAUCUACGUGAAAAAUUGUUUAUCUUUAAAAAAUACUUCUGCACAUGCAGCUACAUAAUAACGCAUAAUAUGAGAGCUGUUUUAAGCUCUUUAAUAAGCGUUCAUGAUAUUAUUUCAGCAGAAAGUACUCGCGCCCUUUUGCUGCACAUCAAAAGCUAUAUUUUACAAAAUCAGAUAUUUGCUCAUAAUCAUGUGAUAAUUAUCAGAAAUUGAGCUUACACGUAAACGAAGAGAGAAACAUUUUUAUUACAUUUCGUUUCGUUCUGAUUACUCAAUUUUUAAAUUCAUGAAAUUUUGUAAUUUGUUAGAUUCAUUGCUCUUUUUUUAGAUUCAUUGCCAAAUUUGGCUUUAUUUUGCAUUUUAAUGAUACUCAAAACUUUAUUGGAUAAAGUAAUAGAAGCGGAGACAAUCGUGCCGUACUUAAAACUAUGAAAGGGAACAAAUAUUUCCUUCCAAUUCAUAAAAAAAGUACUUUUAUAUAAAAAAAAGAAAGAAAAAAAUGGUUUCUAAAAUUCGAAUAACUCCAUUCCAUAAUAUUCCGAAAUUUAAUUCGGAGAAGGAUUCCUGUUCUAAGCAUUGGAAUUUUUCAAAUUAUUGUAAAUAAUUCUCUCGCUUUUCAAAAGCCUUACUUUUUUAAUACUCUAAUACUCUUUUGGUACUCGGUUUACAUUAAAAAGAAAAUAAUUUCCUUUACAGAUUUUAAUGUUUGUAGGAAAGAAAAAAACGUGCCUGAUUUUUUAUAAAUGGUUGUUUUUUUUACCGAACAAGCAUAGAUUUUUAAUAUCAUGAGAUAGACAAAAUAUGUAUUUUAUUUAAAGAAAAAAAAAACGACCAUUAAAAAAAGAUUCAUAUCUAAAAAUUUGUAAGAUUUUCAGAAAUUGAAUACAAUUUCUUAAAAAUGAAGAAAAAAAAAGAUACUAUACCACCCUGUUGACUGAUUUAAGCCGUACGAAUGGAGAUUAACUGUAUAAAAAUAAUUAAUUUUAAAUCCGUCUUAUAUAGUAUUUUUUAUCAAUAUAAAUCAAUUUCAAUAAUAAUGUAUGCUUUAAUUCACAUCUCAUUGAAGGUACGGUUGAAGCAGCAAUAAAAUUUUGUAAGUUGUAUAUAAACAUAAUACUGAUAUUGAAACAUUAUUCUAAUUAAGUAAUAAUCUGCUGAAAUCAUUUCAACUUAUAUACUCAAGAUUAUUUCAGAUAAUAAAUAGAAAAAAAUUA
Messenger RNA from Leptopilina heterotoma, 5074 nucleotides. RefSeq names its product serine/threonine-protein kinase N (gene Pkn). The transcript has 18 exons. Gene Ontology annotation, molecular function: protein serine/threonine kinase activity; ATP binding; small GTPase binding. Bases 268 to 3507 code for a protein of 1079 amino acids. The record is from RefSeq and is a predicted model, not a curated record. NCBI's taxonomy places the organism in Eukaryota, Metazoa, Arthropoda, Insecta, Hymenoptera, Figitidae. Gene Ontology annotation, biological process: protein phosphorylation; signal transduction.